CAACAGCCAGUCCAUUACUCCCAUCAGAUGCACAAAAAUCCGGAACUUCUUUGCGCAGGUCACCCAAAUAUUGAACUUCCAUCAGCUGAUGUACUGUCCUGCAAUAUAAAAGUAGUGUUUGAGAAGUGCAGUGAACCCAUUGGACAGCUUCUCUGUGAUCACCCUGGACACUUACACUUCACCACAGAUGCUUGGACUUCACCUAACCAUUGUGCCUUUGUAGCAUGGACCGUCCACCUUGAGUAUGAGGGUAAAAUGUUUUCAUUUCUACUCGACAUCAUUGAAGUUGCUAAGGUAUGUUGCAGGCCAUAUCAAAUGCUCCACCAAUCUUUACAUGAUAUAUCUUAG
Suillus paluster is the source of this 348-nucleotide messenger RNA. RefSeq lists its product as uncharacterized. Lineage: Eukaryota; Fungi; Basidiomycota; Agaricomycetes; Boletales; Suillaceae. The annotation marks the transcript as partial. The record is from RefSeq and is a predicted model, not a curated record. The transcript has 3 exons.